CAGAGGAUAAAUAGCAGCUUUGCCUCCCUGGCUCUUCUCUGCAUCCUCCCCGCUUGCCCAACAAUAUGCAUCUUGCCAGUUUGCUCAGCUCCUGCUCCCUCCUGCUGCUACUGGGGGCCCUGCCUGGAUGGGCGGCCAACAAUGACCCCAUUGAGAAGGUCAUUGAUGGGAUCAACCGAGGGCUGAGCAACGCAGAGAGAGAGGUGGGCAAGGCCCUGGAAGGCAUCAACAAUGGAAUCACUCAAGCUGGAAGGGAAGUGGAGAAAGUUUUUAAUGGACUCAGCAGCGUGGGGAACCAGGCCGGCAAGGAGCUGGACAAGGGCAUCCAGGGGCUCAACCACGGCUUGGACAAGGUAGCCCAUGGAAUCAACAAUGGCAUCGGACACACAGGAAAGGAAGCAGAGAAGCUUGCUCAUGGGGUCAACCAUGCUGCUGGACAGGUUGGGAAGGAGGCAGACAAAGUGAUUCAGGGGGUCCAUCAUGGGGUCAACCAGGCGGGAAGUGAUGCAGGGAGGUUUGGCCAGGGGGCCCACCAUGCUGCCGGGCAGGCUGGGAGCGAGGCAGAAAAGUUUGGCCAGGGGGCCCACCAUGUUGCUGGGCAGGCUGGGAAAGAGGCAGAGAAGUUUGGUCAGGGGGUCCACCAUGCUGCUGGGCAAGCUGGGAAAGAGGCAGAGAAGUUUGGCCAGGGGGUCCACCAUGCUGCUGGGCAGUUUGGGAACGAGGCAGAGAAGUUUGGCCAGGGGGUCCACCAUGCUGCUGGGCAGGCUGGGAACGAGGCAGAGAAGUUUGGUCAGGGGGUCCACCAUGCUGCUGGGCAGGCUGGGAAAGAGGGAGAAAAAAUAGUCCAGGGGGUUCAUCAUGGAGUGAAUCAGGCUGGGAAGGAGGCAGAAAAGUUUGGCCAGGGGGUCCACCAUGCUGCUGGGCAGUUUGGGAAUGAAGCAGAGAAGUUUGGUCAAGGAGUCCACCAUGCUGCCGGGCAGGCUGGGAAAGAGGGAGAAAAAAUAGUCCAGGGGGUUCAUCAUGGAGUGAAUCAGGCUGGGAAGGAGGCAGAGAAGUUUGGCCAGGGAGUCCACCAUGCUGCUGGGCAGGCUGGGAAAGAGGGAGAAAAAAUAGUCCAGGGGGUUCAUCAUGGAGUGAAUCAGGCUGGGAAGGAGGCAGAAAAGUUUGGCCAGGGGGUCCACCAUGCUGCUGGGCAGUUUGGGAAUGAAGCAGAGAAGUUUGGUCAAGGAGUCCACCAUGCUGCCGGGCAGGCUGGGAAAGAGGGAGAAAAAAUAGUCCAGGGGGUUCAUCAUGGAGUGAAUCAGGCUGGGAAGGAGGCAGAGAAGUUUGGCAAGGAUGUUCAUUAUGCUGCCGGGCAGGCUGGGAAAGAGGGAGAAAAAGUAGUCCAGGGGGUUCAUCAUGGAGUGAAUCAGGCUGGGAAGGAGGCAGAAAAGUUUGGUCAGGGAGUCCACCAUGCCGUUGAACAGGCUGGAAAGGAGGCGGGUAAAGUGGCUCAAGGGGUCCAUGAUGGGGUCAACCAGGCCGGCAAGGAGGCAGAGAAAUUGGGCCACGGGGUCAACCACGCUGCUGGCCAGGCUGCAAAGGAAGCGGAGAAACUUGGCCAAGGUGUCCACCAUGCUGCAGGCCAGGCCGGGAAGGAGGAGGACAGGUUGCAGCAGAAUGUUCAUAAUGGGGUCAACCAAGCCGGCAAGGAGGCCAACCAGCUGCUGAAUAACGGUCAUCCAGGCGGAUCCACCGCCCAGCACGGAGGGGCCGCAACCACAACCUUAACAUCUGGAGCUUCGGUCAACAAGCCCUUCAUGGCCUUGUCAGUCCUGUGGAAGAGCAUCACCAGCAUCAUUCCCUAAGCUGAUGAUGAACUGACCUGGUUGAAGAGACUGACAUUCCUAUUGUCAUAUCCGCUGAAGUGACCUGAAGGAGCUGGGGCCCGCAGGGCGGGGGGGUGGGUGGGGGGCGCGGGCGGGGAAGGGAAGGGG
Cervus elaphus (red deer) is the source of this 1976-nucleotide messenger RNA. It is a transcript of the gene SBSN, whose product is annotated as suprabasin. The record is from RefSeq and is a predicted model, not a curated record. Bases 66 to 1847 code for a protein of 593 amino acids. The transcript is spliced from 4 exons. Lineage: Eukaryota; Metazoa; Chordata; Mammalia; Artiodactyla; Cervidae.